Molecule: messenger RNA, 480 nt
Organism: Panicum virgatum (switchgrass)
Lineage: Eukaryota; Viridiplantae; Streptophyta; Magnoliopsida; Poales; Poaceae
Exons: 1
Coding region: 1-480 (159 amino acids)
Molecular function (GO): nucleic acid binding
Source: RefSeq, a predicted model, not a curated record
AUGGAGGCAUACUGCAACGCAGUGCGCCGCCUUGAAGAUAGGUUCGAUGGCCUGGAACUCAACCAUGUCCCGCGCAAGUACAACGAGGAUGCAGACGAACUAGCUAAGAUCGCGUCGGGGUGGACCACCGUUCCCCCGAACAUCUUUGUUCGUGACAUCACCAAACCCUCAGUCAAUUUCAAGGAUCCAGAGGAACCAGGCCCCUCGGCUGCGGAGCUCUCUGACGGGAACCCCUCGGCGGACGAGGUCGAGCCCAUGGAAACAGAAACUGAAGCAUCCUCGGAGGACGAGGGUGAGGCAAUGCAGAUUGACGAGGCUCCACUAUCGCAAGACUGGCGCGACCAGUACCUCGAUUGGAUCAACCGAGGGGUGCUACCCUCGGAUCGCGCUCAAGUGCGGCGCGUCGCCAGGAGAGCCAAGUCUUUCGUCGUGAUCGACAGAGAGCUCUACAAGCGCAGCCCCUCGGGGGUCCUGCAAUGA